UUUACUGUUUCAUUCUUCAAUUUGAGGAAGCAAAUAUCUAACAUCUUAUGUGUUUUCAGAGGAAAAAAUGAUGUUUUAAGGAAACGACUGAGAACAUUUUAUAAAGAACAGAAAACAUUACUAAACAAAGUGAAUAAAUCAAAUUGUCCAUAUAAAUAUCUUUGUGUGAUUGAUUUUGAGGCUACUUGCGAUGAAAAUAGUAACAAGGAUGUUAAUUAUCCACAUGAAAUUAUCGAGUUUCCUGCCGUUUUAAUUGAAACAUCUUCCAAAACCAUUGUUUCAGAAUUUCGUGAAUAUUGUCGUCCUGUCUUAAAUAAAAAUUUAACUGAAUUUUGCAUGUCCCUAACUGGAAUAAUGCAGGAUGUGGUUGAUAAAGCAGAUACUUUUCCCUUUGUUCUUGAAAGAUUUAUGACGUGGAUGGCUAGCUACAAACUUGGGUGUGGCAAUUCAUUUGCCAUUGUGACGGAUGGACCAUGGGAUAUGAAUAAGUUUUUGGUUGUUCAGUGUGAUUUGAGCCAUACUUCAUUUCCAAAGUUUGGUAAAAAGUGGGUCAACAUUUGUAAAACAUUUGCCAACUUUUACAAGACAAAAAAGCGUUCAUUGAAGAAAAUGUUGCAAACGCUGGACAUGGAAUUCGAAGGACGAAAACAUUGCGGAUUAGACGAUGCUCGUAAUAUAGCCAGGAUCGUAAUUCAUUUAUUAGAAAAGGGUGCAACAGUUACUGUAAAUGAAAGACUUUCAUGGAAUGAAAUUUCUUCAAGAGUAAUAAGCGCAUCUGGAGGAUUUGGUCAUAAAGAUUAGCGAAUUAUUACAAUAGUGAGGUCAAAACCUUUAAGCAAAUCACAGAAUAAAGUGGUCAAAAAUUGGAUUUUGUAUUAUACACCCAACAUUGUACAGUUAAAACUUUAUAA
Centruroides sculpturatus (bark scorpion) is the source of this 911-nucleotide messenger RNA. RefSeq names its product 3'-5' exoribonuclease 1-like. The transcript is spliced from 6 exons. Gene Ontology annotation, cellular component: cytoplasm; nucleolus. Gene Ontology annotation, biological process: exonucleolytic trimming to generate mature 3'-end of 5.8S rRNA from tricistronic rRNA transcript (SSU-rRNA, 5.8S rRNA, LSU-rRNA). Gene Ontology annotation, molecular function: 3'-5'-RNA exonuclease activity; nucleic acid binding. NCBI's taxonomy places the organism in Eukaryota, Metazoa, Arthropoda, Arachnida, Scorpiones, Buthidae. The record is from RefSeq and is a predicted model, not a curated record. The annotation marks the transcript as partial.